AUGAAUUUACGGAAAACUACAGAAACUUUUGUUUAUGUUUUCCAGGAACGGGCUUGGAAGGCUGCCAAAGGUAUUAACGAUGACGCAUCGAACGCAGGGCCAUAUCACAUGAUGCCCAUAAAGGUGAGCAACCAUCAGCUAGAAUCCUUAGAUUCCGUCUUGUUUGUUAUGCUGGUAUCAGUUUUGAAAGCUACGAGUCAAGUAGUUGCCGGUGUUAAGUACACCUUCGAAGUGCUUUAUGGUGAAUCGACUUGCAAGAAAGGAGACUUCUUGGCGGCCGACCUGAAUGCUACGAAUUGCCAAUUGAAAUCGGGUGGAAGACGUGCUCUUUACGAAGUUGAACUGUGGGAGAAGCCAUGGGAAAAUUUUGAACAAUUCAACGUGAAAAAGCUCAGGAAUGUUGCUGCAGAUGAGGAGCUGUAA
Molecule: messenger RNA, 423 nt
Organism: Angiostrongylus costaricensis
Lineage: Eukaryota; Metazoa; Nematoda; Chromadorea; Rhabditida; Metastrongylidae
Source: the annotation of a GenBank genome assembly